This is a messenger RNA of Pipistrellus nathusii (Nathusius's pipistrelle), 525 nucleotides long. Lineage: Eukaryota; Metazoa; Chordata; Mammalia; Chiroptera; Vespertilionidae. The record is from the annotation of a GenBank genome assembly.
AUGGCUGCCCGAGGGAGACGGGCGGAGCCUCCAGGCCGGGAGGCGCCGGGCCCCGCGGCGGGCAGCGGCGGCGGGAGCCGAUGGGCUGAGUCGGGGCCGGGGACAUCGCCCGAGAGCGGGGACGAGGAGAUGUCGGGCCCGGUGUCGGGCGGCGUGAACUUGUUCGCCAACGACGGCAGCUUCCUCGAACUGUUCAAGCGGAAGAUGGAGGAGGAGCAGCGGCAGCGGCAGGAGGAGCCGCCUCCGGGCCCGCCGCGACCCGAUCAGCCGGCCUCCGCCGCCGCCGGGGGUCCCGGGGAUCCGAAGAGGAAGGGCGGCCCGGGCCCCACGCUCAGCUUCGUGGGCAAGCGCAGAGGCGGAAACAAACUAGCCCUCAAGACGGGAAUAGUAGCCAAGAAGCAGAAGACGGAGGAUGAGGUAUUAACAAGUAAAGGUGAUGCGUGGGCCAAGUACAUGGCAGAAGUGAAAAAGUACAAAGCCCACCAGUGCGGCGAUGACGAUAAAACUCGGCCCCUGGUAAAAUGA